AUGAGAAGAGUGCAAACCAAAAAAGUGACGCAAAAAGUUGGAUUACAAAGAUGUAUUGUGCAUAAGAGUUCUAACCAAAUACAAAAUGAAUUUGUACAACUAUGUACAUAUUAUACUUCACAAGAUAUUAGAAACCAAGCUUCAUUACACUUAGAAAAUUAUAAGGAUUAUAGUAAUGAAAGCUUACAAGAAAGUUUUUCAGAAGAAAGUCAGCAUGUUAAUAACGACUUUGAAUGCAGUUUCUCUAUAGAUUUGGAUAUGUUGAGUAGCGAAUUGGAUACUUUAAGUAGCAUGUCGAAUACUUUGAGUAGCAGUAACCAGUUAAUAAUUAUGGAAGAAGUUGGACUACAAUCAGAAGUAACACAAACUAUAGUAGAUAGUGGAAUUGAUUUUCAGCCGCUAUCCGGAGAGUACGGUCCAUACUUCAAAAACUUUACCGAGAUGUCGCUAUUUAUUUGGGUUACUAAAUAUAUGAUCAGAUCAUUCAUUAAAUAUAAGGAUAAAGAAACAAAAAUAGGAAGAAUUUUAGCAAUAGUUUCAACUUCGAAUGGUACCAAAUUAAAGAUUCAACAUCUUUAUUUUGGCUCCGAAUUGCCAAGGAUAUUUGCAAGCUCAAUACGAAAAGAGCGAUCAAAGAAUGGAGAACUAUGGUUAAGCAAAAUGACAUACCUGACUGAUCUAUUUAAUGUUAUUGAACCUGUUACAGUUUGGCUUCAGGAUACUCUAGAGUUACCUAAUUAUCAAUUUAAUGUGAGAGAAAUCUUAUAUUGUCAUAAAGGCCAGUGGAAGAUAAGAGAUUGUAAACUGAGACAUCUUCAUCCAAUUGAAUAUACUCAAAUUCCAAUGUCAACUCCUCAUAAUGUGCCUACAUUAAAAAUAAUGUUGGAUAUUUAUCAUGACGAUUUCGGUACAUUCCAUAAUGUGUACCAUUCCUUGGGUAGAAUUUAUCUUCAAUUCUGCAAUAUGCCUUUACGGCUAAGAAAGCAAUUAAAGAAUCAUUUUGUUUUGGGUUUUGUUCCAUUUGGAGGAGAAUUUGAUGAUGUAAUGAAGCCAAUUAUAGAUGAAAUUAAAAUUUUAGAGAAAGAUAUUUUGAUAAAUAUUGCGGGUGAAUAUAUAUGGAUAAUAGCCACUUUGGGCGUUAUAACUGCAGAUCUCCCUUAG
This is a messenger RNA of Racocetra persica, 1161 nucleotides long. Lineage: Eukaryota; Fungi; Glomeromycota; Glomeromycetes; Diversisporales; Gigasporaceae. The record is from the annotation of a GenBank genome assembly.